GCCCCUCACAUGGGCGCCGCCAUCUUGCGCCGCUCACGUGACGCCGGCGGCCGAGCAGGGUCAGAAAACCUCCGCCCGCCGCUCCGAAACGCGACCCCGCGGCGCUGCCCGCCGGCGGCGCGGCGAGGAACCGAUCCCGCCGGACCCCUCCCGCAGGGCGCGGCGGGUCAGCGCCCCUCGCCUUCCCUCCGCGCUCCCCGCGCCUUCCCCGCGCGUUUUCCGCCUCCCCCGCCCUUAGAACUCCGCGCGGACCGCGGGCGGGCGGGGUGGAGGAUUCGGCGCUCGGCUGGUCGCGCGCAGGCGCGGGGCGGCGCGCUCGGCGCUCGGCCGGUCGCCCCUGCCGCACAAUGAAUGGCCGCUGAGCGCGGCGGCACCGGGAGCGGCUCCGGGAGCGGCCGCGGCCCCAGCGCAGCGCCCCCGGCCCCCGGCCCCGCGCGGCGCCCGCCAUGGCGCAGACGCUGCAGAUGGAGAUCCCCAACUUCGGGAACAGCAUCCUGGAGUGCCUGAACGAGCAGCGCCUGCAGGGGCUCUUCUGCGACGUCUCGGUGGUGGUGAAGGGCCACGCGUUCAAGGCGCACCGCGCCGUGCUGGCCGCCAGCAGCUCCUACUUCCGAGACCUCUUCCACAGCUCCAAGAGCGCCGUGGUGGAGCUGCCGGCCGCCGUGCAGCCGCAGAGCUUCCAGCAGAUCCUCAGCUUCUGCUACACCGGCCGCCUGAGCAUGAACGUGGGCGACCAGUUCCUGCUGAUGUACACGGCCGGCUUCCUGCAGAUCCAGGAGAUCAUGGAGAAGGGCACCGAGUUCUUCCUCAAGGUCGGGGCCGCGGCGUGGAGGAGGAGGAGGAGGGUGGUUUGCUGUGAUGUAGCGUUACUUAAUGGGAUUGAACGUUAUGUGGCGUAA
Messenger RNA from Motacilla alba alba, 899 nucleotides. Its product is annotated as nucleus accumbens-associated protein 1-like. The coding region runs from base 447 to 899 and encodes 150 amino acids. The transcript is spliced from 2 exons. Gene Ontology annotation, biological process: regulation of transcription by RNA polymerase II. The record is from RefSeq and is a predicted model, not a curated record. Gene Ontology annotation, molecular function: protein binding; RNA polymerase II cis-regulatory region sequence-specific DNA binding; DNA-binding transcription factor activity, RNA polymerase II-specific. Lineage: Eukaryota; Metazoa; Chordata; Aves; Passeriformes; Motacillidae.